Messenger RNA from Rhinocladiella mackenziei CBS 650.93, 1845 nucleotides. RefSeq lists its product as uncharacterized. The transcript is spliced from 3 exons. Gene Ontology annotation, biological process: protein N-linked glycosylation. Gene Ontology annotation, molecular function: alpha-1,6-mannosyltransferase activity. The coding region runs from base 1 to 1845 and encodes 614 amino acids. Gene Ontology annotation, cellular component: endoplasmic reticulum membrane. Lineage: Eukaryota; Fungi; Ascomycota; Eurotiomycetes; Chaetothyriales; Herpotrichiellaceae. The record is from RefSeq and is a predicted model, not a curated record.
AUGGUCAGAUUUGAGAUUUGGCAAGUCUCCUACCUCUUUUUCCCUGCCUUGAUUCUCCUGCAUCUCUACAUCUCACCGUACACUAAAGUGGAGGAAUCUUUCAAUAUCCAAGCCGUCCAUGACAUCUUAAAGUAUGGGGUGCCAACACACAAUGUUUACCUUAGACUCAAGGCUCAAUAUGAUCAUAUGACAUUUCCUGGUGCAGUGCCGAGGACUUUCAUCGGCGCACUUGUCCUCGCAACCCUUGCGAAACCGUUCAUUUUGUAUGGUUCUCUCGAUGGAGAACGACAACAGUUAUUAGUGCGAGCGAUCCUGGGUCUUUUCAAUGCCGUCGCCCUCAUCCGCUACGCGUCGGGUGUCAGACGAGCAUAUGGAAAAGUCGCGGCGGCAUGGUAUACUUUUUUGCAAGCCAGUCAAUUCCAUAUCAUGUACUAUUCAUCGCGAACUCUUCCUAACAUGUUCGCUUUUGGAAUCAGCACACUGGCUCUCCGCUUCUUGCUGCCGGAUGAUCAAACGAUUCUUGCAGUACGGAUCAAACGGGGAAAAUUGGCAUUCUAUCUCCUGACGCUGGCAACCGUCAUUUUCCGCUCUGAGCUUGCAUUACUCCUCGCAUCUCACUGCCUCUACAUGAUUUGCAAAUCGAGCAGCCUAUCUUCAGCCUUCCGCCUCGUCCGAAUAGUUUUUCUCCCUGCUAUACUGGCCGCGACCAUCGCCGGUUUACUCCUCACUGUCAGCAUCGACACUUUCUUUUGGCAAUCGCGCACUUGGCUGUGGCCUGAACUCGCUGCGUUCCUGUCUAACGUGUUCCCAUCUAACGACAGGCUCGGAGCGUCAGCCUGGGGCACCUCACCCUGGCAUUGGUAUUUCACAUCGGCUCUUCCUCGACUUGUCGUCAACCCGUUCCUCCUCCUACUGAUACCAUGGGCCAUUUUAACGUUGCCAGUACUGGAUCCCGCAAUUAUCGACCUCGUCGUCCCAUCUCUGACUUAUGCGGGUCUCUACUCGAUCCUACCACAUAAAGAAACCCGCUUCCUCUUCCCUAUCGUCCCGCCUCUGACGGCAGCCCUGUCCCUGUGUGUACAGUACAUGUCAAUCCGCCGUGGACGGUCUCUGUUCUACUUUCUGGCAACACACACACUGAUAAUCAGCAUGAUCCUGACAACUUUAUUCUCGCACGCACUGCUCCUCCCACUGUCUGCACAGACCUAUCCUGGCGGCCAAGCCUUGAGCUCCCUGCACACCUUGUCGCUCGACUACGGCCCUCAACCCCAAAUCCGCGUCCACUUGACAAAUCUCGCCCUGCAAACUGGCGUGACGCAUUUUCUUGAAACGCCGUCCUCCAAACUGCACGCACGCCCGGUCUUCGCGCUACCCGGCUCCCCAGACGGACGUAAACCGACCAUCACCUCGACCCGCCGCACGCAGUGGGUGUACGAUAAAUCGGACAACAGCACCGAGUUCCUCAUGCCCCAAUUUUGGAACCGGUUCGACUAUGUUGUCGUCGAGGAUCCCAGCCACGUCAUCGGCGCCUGGGACGUCGUGGAUAAAGUCCCUGGGACAGGCAGACCUAGAAUUUUACAUCCUGAUAUUGGUCGCGGGAUGCUGGUCUUGGGACCCAAGAGUCAGCGCAGGGAGGCAGAUGGCCUAUCGAGGAUGAUGGACACCAUAUACGGGGAGGGCGGGAAGUGGGUGUACGGUGUCCUCCAUGAUAUCCUGAGAGAGGGAUAUGGUGUCGAGCACGUGCUGGGGAACAGCUGGAGCUGGACGAAAGGAUGGUGGCUACAUUGGGGACUAGAAACGAAAUUGUACAUUCUGAAGAGGGCGGAGGGGGGAAUUGAGACUUGA